Molecule: messenger RNA, 4993 nt
Organism: Artibeus jamaicensis (Jamaican fruit-eating bat)
Lineage: Eukaryota; Metazoa; Chordata; Mammalia; Chiroptera; Phyllostomidae
Gene: VWA5B2
Product: von Willebrand factor A domain containing 5B2
Exons: 19
Coding region: 790-4980 (1396 amino acids)
Source: RefSeq, a predicted model, not a curated record
CCUGAGCGGACUUGAAGCGGCCACUGCGGGAGUCUGGAGCCGGAGCCCGGCACAGAGGCGGCGCCGCACACCUGCCGGGUCGUGGCGCCCACAGCGCCGCCGAGGACGCGACGGUGAGGCUGGGGCCGCCUGCGGGGAGGGGCGGUCCCCGGUCCCAGCGCACAGCGUCCCUGACCGCUCGGCUGGGGGGGGCGGCGACUGCAGCCCCCACCACACACACGCGCGCGCGCGCACAGAGACACGCACACGGGUGAGCUCCGCCAGGGUGGGGGGAGGGCCCCGGACGGACCCCCGCCGGCCCGACACUGCUCCCGGCCUCGGCCCCGAAAGACCUCUCCUUUCGCUUCUCCACCUCGCUCUUCUCGUCCCGACCCCCGCCGCUCCGGCCCGCAGCCCCUCUCAGCGCCCAGGUCAGAUGGACGCGGGAGGGAGGAAGACGACGGCCCGGGGGCUGCGGGUCCGCUCUGGCCCUGCUGCCCUUGCUGGGAGGGGGCGCCCGGGAGGACGCAGGCCCUUUAAAACCGUGCUCCGCACGCGGAGCGCCUUCCACCCCCCGCCCGCUCCACUUCCGACAGCUGGCAGCUGCCGGGAGCCCCGGGCCCGGCAGGUACGGGGCGGCGGGGCGGCCGGGGAGCUGGUGGUGGAACAGCUGUGAGCCCCCGCCCUCCGCCCCUGGAGAAGCGGGACGGCUCGGCGCCCGGAGCGCCGGUUAAUCAUUAACCCUCCGCUCCCCGGACCCGCGCUGCCCGGAGCUGCGCGGCGCCCCGGCUUCCCAGGUAACGGGCGAGGAUGCGGGUCUCACUCCCCGCUCCCCACCUCCUCGCCGCCCGCCCUUCUGCACCUGUCGGCCGGCUCCAGCCCGGCUCAGCCCUGCGCGUCCCGUCCUCCUGCGGCACCAUGCCCGGCUUGUACUGCCACUCCAGCUGGACGCCGCUGCCCCUCACCGACUCCUGGGUCCGGGCCUGCGCCAACGGACCCUGCCUCAGCCUGCGGGCCCGGCUCACCUACCACAACCCGCAGCCGCAGCCAGUUGACGGUGUGUUCGUGUACCCGCUGGCCGAGGCCGAAGUAGUGUCGGGCUUUGAGGCAGAGGCGGCCGGACGGCGCGUCUCCUUCCAGCUGCAGAGCAGGCGUCGUUCGCAGGGCGCGUGCUGCCGCGCGCUGGGUCCUGCCUUGGGGGCCUCGGUGCCCCGCCGCUGCGCGCAGGGUCAUCUUGUCUUGGAUCUGGCCCAGUCCCGGUCCACACUGGUGCUGCCCACUGGCCUCAUCACCCCGGCGGGCACCAUGACAGUGACCCUGUGCAGCAGCCGGGCGCUGCCCUCAAGGCCUGAUGGGGUGCUGUGUGUGGCUCUGCCCUCUGUGCUCACCCCGCUGGCCCCGCCAGGUCCUCCGGGCGCCCCCAGACCUCCGGGGCUCUGUGACGACAGCCCUACCAGCUGCUUUGGGGUGGGCAGCCCUCAGGAGGAAGGUCUGGCCUGGGAAGAGCCAGCUGCCCCUCCGGAUGUGUUCUUAGGCCCUGCCCGCUGCCCUGCCCCAUAUACCUUCUCCUUCGAGAUGCUCGUGACUGGGCCAUGCCUACUGGCAGGCCUGGAGAGCCCUUCUCAUGCUCUGCGGGCCGAUGCCCCACCUCAUGCCAGCUCUGCAGCCACCAUCUGUGUCACAUUGGCCGAGGGCCACCGCUGUGACAGGGCCUUGGAGAUCCUGCUGCACCCCAGUGAGCCCCACCAGCCACACUUGAUGCUGGAGGCCGGCAGCCUGAGUUCAGCAGAAUAUGAGGCCCAGGUGAGGGCCCGCCAGGACUUCCAGAGGCUCCAGCGAAGGAACAGUGACAUGGACCGGCAGGUGUGGUUCCUGCAGCGACGCUUCCACAAGGACAUCCUGCUGAACCCCGUGCUGAUGCUGAGCUUCUGCCCGGACCUGAGCGUGAAGCCGGGACACCUGGGCACAGCGACACGAGAGCUCCUCUUCCUGUUGGAUGGCAGCAGUGUGGCACACAAGGAUGCCAUUGUUUUGGCUGUGAAGUCGCUCCCGUCCCAGACUCUCAUCAACCUGGCCAUGUUUGGCACUUCGGUGCAGCCCGUCUUCCCAGAGAGCAGGCUUUGCAGUGAUGACACGGUGAAGCUGGUCUGUGAGAGUGUCGAGACCCUGCAGGCUGCGGGAGGUCCCCCAGAUGUGCUGGCUGUGCUGGACUGGGCCAUGAAGCAGCCCCAGCACAGGGCCCACCCUCGGCAGCUGUUCCUGCUCACCGCUGCCUCACCCACAGCCGUCACUACCCACCAAACCCUGGAGCUCGUGAGGUGGCACAGGGGGACAGCAAGGUGCUUCUCCUUUGGGCUAGGGCCUGCCUGUCACCAGCUGCUCCAGGGUCUGUCUGCCCUCAGCAGGGGCCAAGCUUACUUCCUGAGGCCUGGAGAGAGGCUGCGGCCCAUGCUGGUGCAGGCUCUGCGGAAGGCCCUGGAGCCCGCCCUGAGCGACGUCUCUGUGGAUUGGUUUGUGCCUGACGCGGUGGAGGCACUGCUGACCCCCCGGGAGAUCCCAGCACUCUACCCUGGGGACCAGCUGCUCGGUUACUGCUCACUCUUUAGGGUGGAUGGCUUCCGGCCCCGCGCCCCUGGGGGCCAAGAGCCUGGCUGGCAGAGCUUGGGUGGCUCCGUCUUCCCAUCCCCGGAGGAGGUGCCAUCGGCCACCAGCCCUGGCACUGAUCCCACUGGCACCUCAGAGCCACUGGGAACAGGCACCGUGUCAGGAGAGCCAUCCAGCAAGUGGGCUGCUGGGGACUCAGAGCAGAGUGCUGAUGCUCUGACAGACCCAGUCACGGACCCUGGACCCAACCCUUCUUCUGACACAGCCAUAUGGCGCCGAAUCUUCCAGUCCUCGUACAUUCGGGAGCAGUACGUGCUCACCCACUGCUCUGCCAGCCCUGAGCCAGGCCCGGGCUCCACGGGCAGCAGCGAGUCCCCCAGGUCCCAGGGCCCUGGCUCCCCGGAGGGCAGUGCCCCUCUGGGUCCCCCCUCUCAGCAAGGCUGUCGCAGCCUGGCCUGGGGGGAGCCUGCAGGCUCCCGCUCCUGCCCCCUGCCGCCACCCCCACUGGCUCCAGUCAAGGUCGGGGCCUUGAGCGCUGAGGUGCUGGGCCGCCGACGCAGAGUGGCUCUGGCCGGCCGAAGCCUCUCAUCACCCCCAGGCCCGGUGAACCCAGUCCUUGGCCAUCCCUGGCACCCCUCUGUGGGCGCAGCACCAGACAGGCCAGGCCCUGAGUCAGGGCAGCAGCUGGGACAAGGAGUGGAUGACUCAGGAACCCUGCUCUCCCCAACCCCCAUGGACUGGGACACGUGGAUGGAGCCACCCUUCUUAUUCACGGCUGUGCCCCCCCAUGGGGAACCAGCCGCCCCGGCAGUGCCACUGCCUCCCCAGGCCCCACGCUGCCAUGUGGUGAUCCGGGGCCUGUGUGGGGAGCAGCCUAUGUGCUGGGAGGUGGGUGUGGGGCUAGAGACACUUUGGGGGCCUGGGGAUGAUGGCUCACCGCCUCCAUCAUCCCCUGAAAGAGAAGGUGCUUGGGACCAAGCACUCCAUCGGCUGACAGCGGCUUCUGUGGUCCGGGACAAUGAGCAGCUGGCUCUCCGAGGGGCUGAGACCAUGGCGGACUGGGGCCAUGCCCGGAGGUCCCGGCUCCGAGCCCUUCAGACAAGCAAGAUCAGCUCUGCUCCCUCCUGCUUCACCUGCCCUGUAGCGGUGGACGCUGCCACUAGGGAGGUCCUGCCCUCAGCCCUGCAGGUGCGGAGCUCAGAGCCGGCUGAGCCCACAGGCACCCCACCUGUUUCUCAGGGCCCUCUAGAUGCAGCGCCUCUGCCCACAGCUGUCCACUGUAAAGGUGGCUUGGACCUGAACCAAAAUGACAACUCUAAGUCUGCUUUGGGGGACCCUGCAGCCCCUACUGGAGGUCUUCCAGACAUGUCCCCACAGCCUCCUUUGAGGCUCAGCCUGGGUCAUUGGAAGGCUGCUGGCCCAGAAAGCAGUAGACUCUGCAGCCCCAACACUGGCCAGGCGAGUGAUGGCCACAGUGAAGGCAGCGACCACGACUAUCUGCCCUUGGUGAGGACUCGGGAGGUGGAGGGUGGCAUUGCCAGAGCCAGGGCACUGUCUCAGCUCACUUCUCCCCCCACCUCCUCUCUCCUCAGGUACGACUGCAGGAGGCACCCGGCUCCUUCCGCCUGGAUGCCCCCUUCUGCACUGCGGUGCACAUCCCACAGGAGCGCCUGUGCCGGGCCUCACCCUUUGCUGCGCACCGUGCCAGCCUCAGCCCCACCUCAGCCUCAUCUCCCUGGGCACUUCUGGGCCCUGGUGUCAGCCAGGAUGACAGUGCCACGGCUUCCUGCAGCCCAUCCCCCAGCUCAGGCUCCGAGGGUCCAGGCCAGGUGGACAGCGGGCAGGGUUCAGACACAGAGGCCUCAGAGGGUGCAGGAGGGCAGGGUGGUACUGACCUUCGGGGCAGGACCUGGGCCACAGCAGUGGCACUUGCGUGGCUGGAGCACCGCUGUGCCGCUGCCUUCGGCGAAUGGGAACUGGCGGCAGCUAAGGCCGACUGUUGGCUGCGGGCACAGCACUUGCCUGAUGGCCUUGACCUGGCCGCCCUCAAGGCUGCAGCCCGGGGUCUCUUCCUGCUGCUACGCCACUGGGACCAGAACCUGCAGCUACACCUGCUGUGUUACAGCCCAGCAAACAUGUGAAAGCUGCCCACCACUGGGGCUGGUGCCCCCCAACAGACUCAAGUCACUGCCACCAGGGCUGGCCUCUUGGUGCUGGGAUGGGGUAGGCGAGUGGCAGCCUGCCCCCAACUGCUUCUCAUCCCCUUCCCAGGAUCCUCUUGCCCCCACAGAAAGUGCCUGCCUGUGCUCUCUCCCACUCCUUCCCCCCACCUCUUCCCCGAGCUCUGUACAGUGCAGUGAAAGGGGAGAGAGCCAGUCCCCAAACCCUAUGCAAUAAAGUGCCUCUUAAA